AGAAAGUCACUGUACUUUGAUCCGGAGCAGUGGGUGCGCCAUUGGAAGUACUUGACGGAUCAUCCGCUCGGAUCCUCCAAGCCCAUACCAAGUGGUUUCUCGACUCGGACAAUUCGGACGGUAAAAAUGACCGCGGUGCUAUCUCCACUAUUCCCUCUUACCACCGUACAUAGUUCGCGGCGGAGCAAUUAUGCGGUAUGCUAUAAGAUUAGGCACCUACUUACCUACCUAUGCAUAAAAAUCGAGAAUUGACAUCAUAGGUCAUUGCAUUAUUUCUAGAUUGUCAGAUUCUCGUAAGAUUAGCGAAUAAUCGAUCCAAGAUACCGGAAUUUCGAUAAAUUGAGUAAGGCCUGGAUUUACCUACCUAACCUAGGAGGUAGAUGCACCGGAGGUUGUCAGCCCCGGGACGGCAUGUCCCUUUGUGCUAUAGAUUGACACAUCGACUAGCAAGAUCCUUCGCCUCGUGCAAGAUGUGUAUUUUGGGUUACACUUCUGUCGUGAAAGGGGCAGUGACGGACUGCAGGCCUUUAAGUCCGUCUGCACUGUCCUAUCUCCUGUAUGAUCUUGAGACCUUGGGGAUGAUAUAAAGGGGAGUGCAUUCACUCCAUGAGAAGGAAAUUGUCAUCAACAAAGCCAAACACAUAUCUCGAUCUCCUUGUCCUACUCAACAUACCAACAUACCUACCGAAUCAGAAAAGAAAAACCCUAGGCCUUACAUACUUGCCAUGGCAUCCAACAAGACAGUAGUCCUCGUCACUGGCGGCAACAGCGGCAUCGGCUUCGAAACCGUGCUCGCCCUCUCCAGCGCCUCGCCCAACCUGCACAUCCUCCUCGGCAGCCGGUCGCUCGAGAAGGGGCAGAAGGCGCUCGAGGAAAUGCAGGCGCUGUCGCGCUCGCGCCCCGACGAGGUCGCGCUCCAAAGCCCCAUCUCCGUCCUGCAGCUCGACGUCGCGGACCGCGCGUCCAUCGCGGCGGCGAAGCAGGAGAUCGCGGCGCGCUUCGGGAAGCUGGACGCGCUGGUCAACAACGCCGGCGUCAUGGUCCACCACACCAAGGACCUCGAGGAGGUGCUGCGCCUCAGCUUCGAGGUCAACACGUUCGGCCCGCUGUUCCUGACCGAGGCGCUGGAGCCGCUGCUGCGCGAGGCGGCGGCAACGGCGGGGGCGGGGGGCGCGCGCGUAAUCUACGUGACGUCCUCGCAGGGCUCGAUCUCGGAGAAGCACGCGCGCAACGAGUCCGACCUCCAGUACCGCGGCUUCCUCGUCGCCGAGCCGUACCGCAUGAGCAAGGCGGCCGUCAACAUGCUCGCCGCGUGCCACCGCGCGAACUUCGGGGGGUGGGGGUGCAAGGUCCUCGCGCUGAACCCCGGGGACUGUGUGUCGAACUUGACGGGGGCGGAGGGGCUGAAGGCGAGGGAGAAGAGGGGCAGCCAGAGUCCCAAGCUGCCGGCGGGGGCGAUCAGGGACCUGGUGCUGGGGAAGAGGGACGGGGACUUUGAGAAGAAUGGGAUUGUGGAGGUGGAUGGGGGGGUGUUGCCUUGGUAGGGCUGGCGGGUAGUUGCUAUUUGGAAGUCGGUUGGAUGUCUCACCUCUGUGGAUCGGGUAUAGCUGUGAAACUUAUCGUAUCAUAAAACCCUGAGGAUGUAUUUCCUUGUUGCUUUGGUUUUCUUACUGGUGCAUAUCGUUAGUUAAGGCUUAUGUUGUAGGCUACCCCUGACUCCAUGAAAUGCCACUCAGUAAUCAUUCAGAGGGUAGCCUGUAGACCCCCCAGAACCUGGCUUGUGUAAUUCUCAUUCCAUUCAGACGGCGAGUUCCUAGGUAGGUAGGCCCGGUCCAGUUUAGCAAUACACAUCUCCCAUACGCGAUAUAGUUAUCUCCUCCACAAGUCUUAUCUCCGAAGGAUCAAUCGUAUGAUAUGAUUCUGUCGUGGAAUAAACUGUUUCUCCAAGCCAGACCUCAUCUUAAAGUCAAGUGCCGUGCCGGGUCGGGUCGGGUCGGGUCGGCCCGUAUCUCAAUCGGAACCGAAACGAACGUUCGGUUUCUCUAUCGGCUGAUGAUUGACGUUUUUUCAUGCCACGAAUGGCCAUCUUACCAUACGAUUCGCGUCUAGCGAAGCCGUCGACGGAAAAACUUUCUACCCGGAGCGCAAAACUCGGAAAUGUUGAUGAAGGGGUAGCAGAAUAUCGAAGUCAUGUCAAUUAUCAACCUUUCUCUCAAUUAUCUCUAGUUACUAAGUUACCCUG
Hypoxylon fragiforme is the source of this 2242-nucleotide messenger RNA. Its product is annotated as putative short chain dehydrogenase/reductase. The transcript has 2 exons. NCBI's taxonomy places the organism in Eukaryota, Fungi, Ascomycota, Sordariomycetes, Xylariales, Hypoxylaceae. The record is from RefSeq and is a predicted model, not a curated record. Bases 726 to 1544 code for a protein of 272 amino acids.